Molecule: messenger RNA, 2199 nt
Organism: Columba livia (rock pigeon)
Lineage: Eukaryota; Metazoa; Chordata; Aves; Columbiformes; Columbidae
Product: cryptochrome DASH-like
Exons: 15
Coding region: 16-1695 (559 amino acids)
Biological process (GO): photoreactive repair
Molecular function (GO): FAD binding; damaged DNA binding; deoxyribodipyrimidine photo-lyase activity
Source: RefSeq, a predicted model, not a curated record
AGGAGACGAUGUGUCAUGCGGAUCACCCGGGGAAUCCGCCUCACUUCCCACGGUGCAGAUUGCAUGGGGAGGACCCACGAGCCUGGAGGGGAUGGAAAUAAAGCCAGGGUAUCGUGUUUAAUCUCUGCCCAGGAGAACCGGUGGAGUUACACAAUGUGCCUGGAGACCCCUGCCAGGGAGCCAAGCAGGGUGCUGCACUGGGCUCAGAGCAGCGCGGAUUUCGUUGUCCCCCUCUACUGCUUCGACCCGCGGCACCUCCUGCGCACCCAGCGCUGCGGCUUCCCCAAGACGGGGCCCCACCGGCUCAGGUUCUUGCUGGAAAGCGUGAAGGACCUGAGGGAAACGCUCAAGAAAAAAGGAAGCACCCUGGUUGUGAGGAAGGGGAAACCAGAAGAUGUGGUCCGUGAUCUGAUUACUCAGCUGGGCUCUGUCAGUGCCGUGGCUUUCCAUGAAGAGGCCACGCAGGAGGAGCUGGAUGUGGAGCAGGGGCUGCGCCAGGUGUGUAGUCAGCACGGGGUGAAGAUCCAGACGUUCUGGGGAUCCACGUUGUAUCAUCGGGAUGACCUUCCCUUCAGGCCUAUCGCCAGGUUGCCUGAUGUCUACACCCAUUUCCGAAAAGCGGUGGAAUCAGAGGCGAAGGUUCGGCCAACCCUGCGGAUGGCAGAUCAGCUAAAGCCUCUGGCUCCAGGCGUAGAAGAAGGGUGCAUCCCUACGAUGGAGGAUUUGGGACAGAAGGAUCCUGUGACUGAUCCACGAACAGCUUUCCCCUGCAGUGGAGGGGAGACCCAGGCUUUAAUGAGACUGCAGUAUUACUUUUGGGACACGAACUUGGUGGCAUCUUACAAGGAGACUCGGAACGGACUGGUGGGAAUGGAUUACUCAACUAAAUUUGCACCAUGGCUGGCGUUGGGCUGCAUUUCACCCCGAUACGUCUAUGAGCAGAUCCGGAACUAUGAAAAAGAGAGGACGGCAAAUCAGAGCACAUACUGGGUCCUGUUUGAACUGCUGUGGCGGGAUUACUUCCGAUUUGUGGCCCUAAAGUACGGCAGGAGGAUUUUCUCAUUAAGAGGGCUUCAAAGUAAAGAGGUCUCCUGGAAAAAGGACCUUGAGCUCUUCAACUGUUGGAAAGAGGGCAAAACAGGGGUUCCUUUUGUCGAUGCCAACAUGCGGGAGCUGGCUGCCACGGGCUUCAUGUCGAACAGAGGGCGGCAGAACGUUGCCAGCUUUCUCACCAAGGACCUGGGUCUGGACUGGAGGAUGGGGGCAGAAUGGUUCGAAUACCUGCUGGUGGAUUACGACGUUUGUAGCAAUUACGGCAACUGGUUGUACAGUGCUGGUAUUGGCAACGACCCACGGGACAACAGGAAGUUUAACAUGAUUAAACAAGGCCUGGAUUACGAUGGCAACGGGGAUUACGUCCGGCUGUGGGUCCCAGAACUACAGGGCAUAAAAGGAGCAGAUAUCCACACCCCUUGGGCUCUGAACAGUGCUGCUCUGGCGCAGGCAGGAGUAACUUUAGGCGAGACUUACCCACCGCCAGUGGUGACAGCCCCAGAGUGGAGCCGACACAUCAACCAGAGGCCCCAGGGCAGAAAUCCCCACCCCAGGGGCAGGACAGGACCCGCACACCCGCCGGCGCCGCACAAGGACAGAGGGGUAGACUUUUACUUCUCUCGCAAGAAAGACGCACGAUGACGGCUGUUUGCGAGCUGGAGAAGCGCUCGGUGGGCACUAUCGCUGCCGAAGAUGCCAGGAUAACACUUGAUCUCCUCGAACCAAGGCAACGAUACAAGUCUGGCCACUGUAAAGUGACUCGGGGUCUGCCCGUUCUGCGUUCCCAGGGACGAGAGCGGGAUGCGGAUAUUUGGGGGCCAUGUAUCCGCACGGAUUGUGGUGAGCGGAUCCUUUGGUUCUGUGGGCUCGCCUGCCGCUCUCCCAGGAAGGGGAAUAACUACUAUUAAUUAACCAAAACGACGUGGCCUUUCUGUUUGGAGGAGGUGUGGCUGUUUUUCCAGUGCUUUUUGCUUUGCGCUGGUGCUUUCAGCUGUCACAGCUGAAUUUCUGCCUGUCUUUACAACCUGGAGCAGAUGGUUUGUGUGGCAGGAGUUCAGUCAGAACUCUUGCCGGUGAACUUCCCUAAGCUGAUUUUUCAUGUUUCAAAGCUUUAAAAGUGCCAGUUAUUAAAAGUUUUGCUACUGG